Messenger RNA from Pelecanus crispus (Dalmatian pelican), 1704 nucleotides. The record is from RefSeq and is a predicted model, not a curated record. NCBI's taxonomy places the organism in Eukaryota, Metazoa, Chordata, Aves, Pelecaniformes, Pelecanidae.
CAUGUCUCGAGAGACUGGAAGUGAAGCGCAGCAGUCUCAAGGUGCCCAACAGUCACAGAGUGGUACCAGUUCCUCUUCCAGUGGGUCACAGAGUACUAGUCAGUCUUCCUCAAGUUCUGGGACCCUCAGUUCUUUGGACACUGUUCCCACUCAGGAGCUUCCGUCAAUCCCUGAGGACCAGGAAUCUGAAGAGCUUGCUCCUCAGCCUUGGGGUCGUCUCUUUGCACUUGGAAAAGGUUUCAGCAAUUGUGACUGCGUGAAUGAUGAAUACUGGUUUGGAAGAGACAAAAGCUGUGAUUAUAGUUUUUCUAAGCUAGGAUUGUCUGAGACUGGCUUCUACCAAAACUAUAGCAAAAAGCAUUUCCGAAUUUUCAGGGAAAUGGGUCCAAAAAACUCCUACGUUGCCUACAUUGAAGACCACAGUGCAAAUGGAACUUUUGUUAAUAGACAGGUCAUUGGAAAAGGGAAGAGGCUUCCACUGACUCACAACUCUGAAAUUGCACUGUCUAUACAGACUAAUAAGGUGUUUGUAUUUUCUGAUCUUACGGUGGAUGAUCAGUUGGUGUUUCCUAGAGAAUUCAGAGAGAAAUAUAUCAUGUCAAGGACUUUGGGAAGUGGUGCCUGUGGAGAAGUCAAACUGGCAUUUGAGAAGAGCACUUGUAACAAAGUUGCAGUAAAGAUAAUCAAUAAACGGAAGUUUAUGGCAAGUGAUAUUAGAGAGGCAAACCCAGCAUUUAAUAUCAAUACAGAAAUUGAAAUUUUGAAGAAAAUAGAUCAUCCUUGUUUAAUCAAGAUCAAAAACUUCUUUGAAGCAGAGGAUUACUACAUUGUUUUGGAACUGAUGGAAGGAGGAGAAUUGUAUGACAGAGUGUCAAGGCCAGUCAAGAUGAAAGAAGCUACCUGCAAGUUGUAUUUUUAUCAGAUGCUGCUGGCUGUAAAGUAUCUUCAUGACAAUGGAAUUAUACACCGAGAUCUAAAGCCAGAGAAUGUGCUACUUUCAUCUUCUGACGAGACAUGUCUUAUAAAGAUUACAGAUUUUGGACAAUCCAAGAUUCUUGGAGAAACUUCUCUUAUGAAAACAUUAUGUGGUACUCCCACAUAUCUUGCUCCUGAGGUUCUAAAUUCAGUUGGGACUGCUGGAUACAGCCGAGCUGUGGACUGCUGGAGUUUAGGAGUUAUUCUUUUUGUAUGCUUGUGUGGAUAUCCACCAUUUAACGAGCAAAAUACUCAACUAUCUCUGAACGAGCAAAUCACUCGUGGAGAAUACAGGUUCAUUUCAAGAGAAUGGAAGACUGUGUCGGACAUGGCUCUGGAUCUUGUGAAGAAGCUGUUAGUAGUGGAUCCAAGAGAACGCCUUACAAUAGAGGAAGCCUUAGAACAUCCUUGGCUUCAGGAUGAGGAUAUGAAGAGUACAUUUCAACAGCUACUUGCUCAGACACGUGCCAAUAUGAAUCCACCACAAACAUCAAAAAUGCCAACCACAACAAGAAAGCGUCUCCAUGAAAAUGAGGAAGAAUCUGGCUCUUCUAAGCGUGCUGUUCCUUCUACAUCAUUUCAGAAAAUGAGGUGAAAAAAAAGAGAAAGUGACUUUUGUUAAUUAUAGCUUUUUUAUGGAAAGCAGAAUUUUUAUUUAAGAAAAAUCUUAAUAAUGGAAUAACCAUUGAAGAUGCAAUUGCUAAAUAAAAAACUUUGUAAGACUGAAGU